This is a messenger RNA of Pocillopora meandrina, 9757 nucleotides long. The record is from the annotation of a GenBank genome assembly. NCBI's taxonomy places the organism in Eukaryota, Metazoa, Cnidaria, Anthozoa, Scleractinia, Pocilloporidae.
AUCCGGUAUUGCUCUAGCGGAGGGCUGAAAGGAAGAGUAAUAUUUUAAUCAGUUUCGGUAUUCUUGUCUUGGAGAUUCUAUGAACUGCUUUGACAAUGGUUCUCUCUUGUUGCCGGUUGAUCAGUUUACUCGUUGCAUUUAACUUGAUUGGGACUGAACACGCAGAAACAAACCUAGAUAGUUUGUGUCUUCGUGAAGAAUUGAAAUCGAGUACUUUAAGAGCAGCGACUUUGUCAACUGACACAGUCUGCUGUCGACGAUGCAGGUCGAUCAUACAAGACCAGGAGAAUCGAGGGGUAAGUACAGAAAUUAAACUUUUCAAUAUAUGGUUGGGAAUUUCAUGCCCAAAUAAACUUUGUGGGGCCAUUGGAUUGCUUUAUUCGACGCCGGGAGUUUGAUGAACAGCCUAGCUCUAAUGCAUCAUCAAUCAAUAUUUUAAAACCCCUCAUAAAAACGUUUCGUGAAUCACGUCUCAGCGAAAACUGCGGUUACCAGCUUUCUCAUUUUUUUACACCAAUUUCCAGUAGGUUUAAGCUAAUUUACUAAAUCUCAACUGAUUUGUUUUAAUCGUGUUUACAGUAAAAUUUGCGCCAUUUGAUUUUCUUCUUUGAAAGGAGAGACUCCCUGAGGAAGAAGUUGUUAGGGAAAUUUCACAUUUUGAUUUUUUUCGUUGACCCCAUGUAGUGUCAAUGUAUACUUGUUUUCAUAUUUUUUUUGCCCGUUUUCGCGUCAAAGCUCCAACGUGUCUGGAGCACGUAGCGUCUUUUCAAUAGUGGACAAAAAUCAAAAUUCAAUUCCGUUAUAUUAUCGCCAUUUCAUGUGUCGUCCCAUUCAAUAAGUCGUUUACACUUUUUUAAUUGCACGUGUUGGCGUUACCAGGGUAUCCAUAGAAAAAAAAAACACAUUAUGUUAACACAAACGCACAAACAGGAAAGGGCAUGGACUCGGUCAACACACUUGAGCGUCCUGUGGUUUAUAUAUUUUUAUAACAAAAUACUAUGCGGAGUGUAACAUUUUUCAGCCUGUUGUGUUCAGAUAACCCUGAAGAUAAAAUGACACUAAAGCAGUCAACAGGCAUAUUGGCUGUGCGUGGCGUGACGAUGUCAGCUUCGACACGUGUCGUUAAAUUGCACGUGGCGCUCAAUUAUAAGCUUCUCUUGGUUGAGUGGUAAUAGUCUGGAAGAGUAUGAUAAUAGACGCCUUUUAUAUUCUAGGUAAUGUAAAAUUAAAAGCACAUCUGAGAUCUAUGUUACUAAGUCCAAGAUGUUUUUAUGAUUAAUUAUGCUUUUAUGAAGAGAUUCAUUUAAGUUGAAAUAAAUUUCUUUUGUACCUUUUUUCUUAUUUUCAAUAUAGAUUCGUGAUCUCCUUUUUCUUAGCUAUCUUUGAUCGUCUUGAAUCAUCUUUUCGACAGGGAGAGAAAAAAAAACAAAGAAUGUUUCCGAUGGUGUAAGGUCAUCUAACUGAUAAGUUAACAGUUGCACAUUUGUCCAAUAGAAUUUUUAAAGAGACAUUGAGUGGCUAGUUUCUGACACAAAUGCACCUUUCUUGUAGAAUAUUGCAUUUAAAAAGUGUAUCCAGCAUUGCAAGCAGCAAAGGGAUAUCAAAGGUAAAAGGUUUAACUAUCUUUGGUGGAUCGAUUCGGUGAUGCUCGUUAGUUUUUUUUUUUGUUUUGUUUUUUCAUUGAACAAGUUUCAUCUGAUAACAUCAUGUUGCAUUUAACGUAUUGGAUGAUCGCGGUGUGGAUCAAUAGAUGUAAUCAGAAUCCAGUAACUAACGUUUUUUUUGGUCUUUUGACAUUGUCCUUUUCUUAGAUAAUGAGGUCCUUGCACGAUCUAAAGGAAGAGAACGACGUUCUUCCCUGCAAUAUGAAAGUAAGCGAUGUGUUUAGAAGCUAUUCAUAAGUGCUGUUACAAAAAAAAAAAAAAAAAAAACUAAUUUUAACCUUUUUUUUUAAUCAAUUAGCACCAUUUGUGCGUAUUUAGUUAACAAUCGAACGAAAUUUUUUAGCCGAGAAGUUUGUCAGCUUGUACUCGUUAGGCGUAACUUCAUGGUCUCUUCGCGAGGGACGCUGGGUUGCUUUCUAAUUAGUUCAAAUGGAUCAAAUGCGUGUAUUGGCACCACUCAGCGACGCCCUGUCGCUCAUAAGAGAUAGUGAAAAUAAGGUUUUUUCAACUAUUCAGAUGGUGCUUUCAAUAUAUAUCAACAAAGGAUCGGUCUGUGCUUUUUGUUAUGCGUAUAUCGAGUUGCGGAUGUACGCUAAAAGGCCGGAGAGCAGGAGGGAAGGUUAGAAGUUGCUCGAAGUGCAAUAAAGAGCAAGUCUAGUUUCUUUUAAAAGGUAACAUUGAUGCAUUCUUCAUAAAAACAGGCUUUGUUUGUGAUCAUCUAUAUCAAUGUUCGUUACCUGUGCUCUUCUUUUUUUUCGGCUUGCUGGCUAAGAAGUCAAUUCCAAGUGGAAAGAACAAUCCUUCUUCGCUUUCUCUAGCUUUCAUUGACUAUCGAAACGUUUAGCCAAAGGAAGUCGCUGCUAAACUUGACUGGAACUUCAACUCGCCAUGCAACCGCAACUGCAACUCCCCUCGCCAUAUUAGCUAUGUACGGCCGCGCACAUGUAGAUAUGGCAAUGAUGGGUUGAAAUAAAUAACAUAGGACAAGCGCGAGAGCUAUGUGACAACAACAUUACGCAAAUAUUGUGGAAAUUACGGGAAACUCACUGCAGCGUUUCGUUACUAACAUUUCAUUUUCUUUCAGCGUGUCGCGGUCUGAAGGAUCCUACAGCUCCUUCUCCUUGUCUGCCAGAGAAGAUGAAGGUUGAAUUCCGCACAAUUUCGUCGGAUACUUAUGGUUACAACAUCAUUUGGGAGCCUAUAUCGGAAUUUCUUUUUGAAGGUAACACUUGUCAUGAAAUUGAGACACUUUCUUUUGAAUACACGUCAGACACUAAAAAGUACAAAGAUGCUGCAAAUGAGCUAUAUUUUUACAGAUUUGGUCCCUUUUUCUCUGCGUUAAAUGGACUUUUGUUGAAUAGUGAUCUUCAUUAUUGUCCAGAUCUUACAGUAAGGGGCGAAAACCAAACAUAGCUUCUUAUUUGGUAUCAUGGUGUUUUUUUUUGUUUCAGUCCACAACAGGACGUGGACUCAUUACUCGCUUAUGUACGAAUUUGAGAACGAUCCAUCACCUGAUAGAAAAGUGAAUUGUCUGCUCGUACCAAAGGUUAGUGAAAAUAAAAAUUGUCCUGUAAGCCUCCUAUAUGCAUAGGAAACCAACUAAUCGAGUGUUCCAUAAUAAUUGCUUGAAAUAUGAACGACAGUUCAGUUCAAGAAAUUGGGAUGGCACCUUCGUAGGCAAACAAUGUUUUGAAAGAAAGAAAAAGGUUCCAUUGUGUGUAACACCUGAUUUUUAGCGGCUGCUUAUGUGAAGAGUUGCUUUGUAUAAUUGUAAAUGUAUUCAAGAUUUGCAUGUGCCUUGCAGUAAUUAUAAUUAAUGCAAAGUGGGAUGUUCCAAUUUCAGAAUAACACCAACUAUACCCUGAUAUAUCAUUCUGCAAACUUUAAACCAGAUGCUCUCCGUUAUGCGGUAUGUUCAAUACUUUCCGUAAUUAGCUUAACUAAACUGGCAUUUUGAUUGGCGCUUAUUAAUGAUCGAUCAGUGGACAGACUUAUGGAUGAUGUCAUUAUGAACAACUUUUGUCUUCUUUUUUAUUGGAAAAAGAUAGAUUUCAUGAGUUUGUUCAUCAGUUGAACACAGAUUAAGUCAAAAUUUAAUAAGAACAUCCGUGAUACACUCGGCUGUACUUCUCGUGCCAUUUUUGAUUCAACAUAUUGUGACGACAUCAGUGACCUAUUACGAAACCAAUGCGAGUUGCAAUAUGGAAUCUAUAUUUUUAACUGAUGUAUUGACAUAUUUCGGGCUUGUAUACAUUUAAGUAAGGGUUUCUGGAUGGGUGAGGUAGCCGCUUAGUCGCGGUCGAACAAUUGAAGGAAAAGUAGUUAAGAGGAGGCAACUAAGGGUAAGAAAAAUUGGAGACAAGUUCUUUCUAUUUUGACAACCCCUGUUUCCUGCUAAGCGCCAGUUCUGUCACAUUCUACGUAAUCUGGUUGCUGCUAUGAUAAACGAACAUAUCUCUUAUUGUUCUUCGAUUUCCGUCGAAUGGAAUAGUACAGAUAAUAGUUGCAAGUAUUAAUAAUGAAAGGUUAUACUACUCGAAAGGGAAGUAGGAAUGUCAAGCUUAAAUGAGAGGAUUUCAUCCUAAAGGCCUGAUAAUAAACUUUGUUUCGAAUUUUGCUGUUACAAGUAAAGGGGAAUAUCAAGUUUUUAGCUAUCAGUUAUUUGGGAAAAAAAGCCGAACUGGUAAAAAUAUCUAGCUUUGUAACUGCUGGAAUAAUAGUUCAGUUCCAUGUAUUGAUGUUGGUUUGUAGGUUGUUUCCUAUCCAUUCAGAAGCACAUUCUCGGGAGAAAGCGCAAUCAAUUUGUCAGAGUUUGAUCCCCUAAGACCAAGUAAGCCUUUCUAUUCCAAUAUUUCGUUUAACGCGCAUCAUGUUAAAGAUGUUGAUCGUAGCUGUCUGUAUACAUUAGACGUAGUGAGUAUUUUUUCUUAAAUAUGGGGUUUUAAUUUUAAAUCCUGGAGCUGUGUCUGGUCUUUCUUUGGACAGAUAAACCUCCUUGGGUUUGACCUCCUUCCCUCAGAAUCAAAAUUAACAGAAUGUCUUGCCAGCAAAACAUGUUUUUUAAACCGGGUUUAACUGAAUGAAAAGCAGAAACAGGGAACUGAAAAACUGGAUUUUCCAUAGGAUUCAAGUAGUCGCCAACUUGUAUUUUCAAUGUGCUAAAUAUUAAUUCAACAAACAUUGGUUUAAGCAGGCUUCAUAAAUAAAAAAAAAUUGUAAGCCGUGUUAAACAAAACAGAUUAUCAAAAUACAUUCCGCGUCAAAUACGACCCGGCUUUGGUUCCCCUUAAUUCCCGCGAUUUGUUAUCAAAACACAUAAACAUUCCUGGGUGGGUGUCAAACGAGUAUUAUACGGUAAGAAGAUGAUGUUUCCCAUUAUUUAUUUGUAAUUUUAAUUUUUUUUCCUAGCAUUCAUCCCAACGUUCGAUCCCAUAUUUCCCACAGAAGGUAAGUCAUUCACCCCGGAUUCCUUCAAACAUCAGAAUAAUUAAUAUUGAUUGUAGAGCCGGUUAAGGCGAGAAAUAGGUUUUUGCUAGUUUUAUUAGUUCAAAAAAGGUUAUUAGCAAGUAUAAUUAAGCAGGUCUGAAAUUUAUAACUGGCUUGUAUCCUCUGCAGGACAACAUUCCUGUUCUUACCAACGGAAAUUUGAAUUCCCUUUUCCUGAAUUGUUUCCUUAUUGUUUUGUUUUCGUUAAGGAACUGAGAAGUCUUCAGCCUUGGCAUGGCCUAUCAUAGGGGGGGCCUUCGCAGGCCUGGUACUUAUUUUUGCAAUGAUGUGGGCCUUUAUGUGGCGAAAGAAAACAUUGCGACCGUUCUAUCGUCGAGGUACUAUUGUUACGGCGUUUCUUUUUUUCGUUAGUUCGAGUUCAUUGAAAUGUUAUUUACUAAAGAGUUUUAAUUUGUCCAAUAGAUUCUCAACUGCAAGAAAUUAAUCCCAAAACAGACAUCAGUGGAGGUGAAGUGACUGCGUUUGCAAAUUGAAAUUUUUUUCAUGUUCGUUUGUUAAAUGUUAUUUACUUUGAAGUUUUUAACUAUUCUCACAGAUCUUCAUCUGCCUGAAGUUUAUACCAGAGAAAACAUUAGCAGAGGUGAUAUAUCUGCUGUUGAAAAUUGCUUUUUUUUUCACGGUGUAUUUGUAAAAUGUUAACUUAAAAUUCCUCAACUUUUCCGACAGAUCCCCAACUGCAGGAAGUUAUUACCAAGGCAAACAUAGCUAGAGGUAUUGAUUAUGUCUGUAUUUGAAAAUGAAAUUUUUGUUACCGUGUUUUUGUUGAAAUGUUAUUGACUUAAAAAUCUUCAACUUUUCAUAUAGAUCCGCAGCUGUCAGAAGUUAUUACCAAGACAAACAACACUGGAGGUAAAAUGAAUGCAUUUGAAAACUGUGGUUUUGUUAAAAUAUUUCGUCAUGAAUAUGGAAGCGAUCCUCACCGUUAUGAACACUGCUUAAGCAGUAGUAAGCCUGAAAAAAAAUUCAGGCCUUUACGGAAUUUGAACCUAUGACCUCUGCGACACGGUGCAGGGCUCUAUCAACUGAGCUAACGAGCCAACUGGAAGCUGGUUACUACUUCUUAAGUAGCGUUCAUAAAUGCGAAGAUCGCUUCCAUAUUUACUUCCUUAUCCGCAGAUCACAUAUAUGAUUUUCAUAUAUUUACAGUCACAAUUUCGAUAGUGAGUCGGUUUUUCCAUAAGUGAUAACGUUGGGUUCCACUUUGCUUUAUAGAACUGUACUACAGCUGUUACUACCCAGAGAAUGAGAGUUUUCGUACCCAAGUGGCCUCAAUUGUAAACUCCUUCCGGAAACAAGGAUACAACGUCAUAAUGGACGCCAUGGUAACAAACGAAAUUAGCUCCCAGGGCCCACCGCGAUGGGCAGAAAAUCAGAUUAAGAGAGCCAAGAAAGUGCUAGUUUUCUUAUCUCCUGGUCUUUUGGAACUAGCUUCAAGUGAUGGACGUGAGAUAGAAAAUUCGCAGGUUAGGAGCACAUUUUAAAUGUAUCGCCAUAACGAUAUGCAUUGAUUUUUGUUGUUGUUAACCAGUGCUCAUCAUCGGGUGACAUAAAGACAGACGAAAGUUCGAACAUAGUAAACGAACGAAAGAGAAAAGGGUACUUGGGAGACAAACAAAUUAAUUUAACGGGAAGGAAUCAUACAUGCAAUCCUUAAAGGAAAGAAAAACUACAGAAUUGUUGAAAGUAAUUAGUGAGAGUAAACAAGGUAACACGGCAAUGAGAAAAACGUGGUAAACACAAGCGGUUUUAGUCCAUUUAGCUGUCCUUGAAACAAUUAAAGGCGAUUUUUUUUCCCGAAUUUAUUUUUAAACGGUCAAUAGUAAAGGUGUAUUUUCUUUCACGUGUUCCGGUUUCAUUUUUGAGCAAGUGCUUUUAUGCCUGCUUGUCGACUUUCCCAACUUCCUUUUGCUAUAACUUGUCACAGGUGACGUAAUCAAAGAAAAGAGAAAGAAAGAAAGAGAAACGGAAAACAUAAGACAAUUCAUCCAUCAGUUAUAAAGCAAUAGACUCCACUACGUAAUAAAGAACCAUUUUCUUUUCUAUUAAAAUCUCUUCUCCGAGCUAGGUUCAUUGCAGUAGUUCUGACAGACUACUGUAGGCAACUUCACGACACGAAGUUGAUGAGUUUUCUGUGACAAGGCUUUUAGAAUCUCCGCACGCGAAACAGAAAGUUUUUGAGGUUCGAAUCCAUGUAAAAACACCUCAAAUGUUUGUAUUUUCCUUCAGUUGUUUGUGACCAAUGUCUAAUCAUAUUUCUUGGUAUCAAGCGAAGUUCGAUUAUGAGCAUUGAAUUUGCUUUUCGGUUUUGAAGAUUAAGAAGAUAUCUGAAACAUGCUGGGAUUCUCUUUUACUCCUCGGCCUUUUUUUUCCUCCGGAAUUUUCAUUUACGACGAAACUUUUGUUGUGCCAAGAAAAAAGCACAACGUUUCGGUAUCGCCAUGAUUGAUAUUAUUGUCGAGAGAAAGUAUAGAAACAUUUUUCUAAACAUGCUUUAAACCUUAACGAAAUAAUUUUGUUUUUCAUUGUUAAAGUACCUUUCCUUGUUUACCUAAUAUCGUUUUCAUCGGCCAGACUUCAAAUCGGAAAUGUGUUUUUAUAAUUCUGAAGGCCGUUAUAGUUUCUUGUUUAAUCUCUUCUCCAGGAUAUCAACCGUGUGUGGAUUGAGUUGGAGGUUCUUCGAGAUAUUUACUCUCAAAACCGCUCAGCUUCAAAAAUGGUGUGCAUUGCUCUCCCAGAUAUGCCAGUCUCGUCUAAAGACUCUCCUGUCUGGCUGAAAGUGAGCUACAGGUGGCCAGUGGAAUUCACCGAGAUCCUGAAGCGAUUAAACGACAGGCCAUCGAUCAAACCAGCGUAAAUUAUGUGUUGAGUUGCUAUACAAACGUUACGACAGCCUUGUUUUUAAACAUUUGUCCAGAGCCAGUUACAAUCGGAUAAAGUACGGCUGUGUCCGGAGGAUCUUGAUCUUCCCGAUCAUCUAGGUUUUAAGUGAUCAUCUGGGUGGUGUUUCCUUGAGAUCCCUUAGAUCUUUUGAAUUUUUUCCCUAUAAGGUUGUAACGAUCCGGUUAGGUAUCUAGAAACUCCACGCUUUAAUUAAUCGCUUCUGCUUUCUUAUGUAGUGUACGCAAAUAGUUAUUUGUAGGAGAAGGUAUAUUUCUGAGAAUUGUUCGUGCAUUGGUUUACACAAGUUUAUGUCAAAACCGAUGUUUGGAAGGGAGAGGCUACAUUUCGAGUAAAAGUAUUAACGGCAAUAAUCUCGUAGUGAAACUAAUCAUUUUAUGUAAAUUAAUUCAUAUUUCAUUUAUAGUCUUCGAAAAAAAUUUUUUUAUCCAAACGGAACUUAAAUCCUAAUUUUAAAAUGACGAAGGGCCAAUGUCAACAAGAAAGAAGCGGUUUACGAGUUUCUUUGAGAAAACCUGAACUUUAUAUUUAUUCAUAAUUUUUCAAUCUUGUGACACUAUCUAAGAAAUAAUUUCCAUAUGUCCUCGAUGAUAAGGAUAUAAACGUAAAUCGUUGAUCGCUAAUUUAUUUCUUAUUUAAUUGAUGGUCACAAAUUUCUAUUUUUGUUAGACGAACGAGGGUUGAGUACAUUGAGACUUUCUAUGAUGGUUUAGGAUGAAGGAGCUCAAUCAACGUCAUUUUACACUAUUGAAUUGUUUCCCUUUGUCGAUUUUUUUUCUUCUCUUCCUGAUCAUCUUUUGAACGAUCACAAGUAAAUAGCCAAGGGAGGCUGGAGGCUUUUUUCAAUAGGAUGCCUAAUUUUUAUAAGAAAAAGUGUUAUUGAUAGCAAAGCAAACCUGACUUCACCACGUAUGCCUGUAGGACUCUAUACGGACAUUUAAAAGAAAGCAUGCUGCCAACACUCUUUCAAUUAGGCAAUGGCUUCUUGAUUUCAUGGUAACUUUUAAAAACGGCAAUAGAUGGGUCUUUCAUUUAUAAUGCAAAUUUUUCAAUGUUGUUUUGAACCGGGCUGCUCCAAUUACCUGUAACUUGACUCAGGAAGUUGUGUUGAUGACAUAUUUAUUUACAAGGGAAGUCGACAUUGUUACCUUGAUUUUACUAAGGCAGGCUGUUGUCUAGACUGAUCCAAAAAGCUCUUUUUACCCCAACAUAUCCUGAAAGUAUUUUGGUUAAAUCAUCGAACGACUUGAAAGAUAAAAAAGCAGGUGAAAUUGAGAAAAACAAAACAAAACAAAACAAAAACAGAGCGAACAAAGAGACAUGCAACGGAAACGCCUGAAAAGGUUGCCAAGCUCUGCGAUUUACGUCACAGGAUCCGUAUGUCUCCCUUGCGUUACAAGGAGGGCUUUCGAACUUGACCAGUUUUGCCAAAUUGUGAUUUGAAACUAUGACUUAAAAUGUUAAAAAUAACAGCAGCGAAAGGGAAUUUGUUUUUCAAUUAGAUUUCCUUAAAAUUUACAACCAGCAUAGGUGCUUGGCGAGAAAUGGAGUUAUGAAAUUCAUUCCCAGUGCGGGUUUUUGAAAAACAUAUUGAGGGAUGAUCACUUAAUAAAUGGGCCUUAAAAAUUCGUUCAAAUAAGAACUAAUUCUGCUUGACUUUAAAAGCUCUGAGUAAAUAUCGAUGUACU